AUGGUGGAACAGUGGAUUACCGAGGAUGGUGGAAAUCCAGUACAAUGCGCCAAGUCAGUGUUGAUCUAUGUCGUUCAAUUCAAUGAUCAUAACAUGAUCAUGGAUCAUAGGUCCCAUCUUUUUUCUACUCAUCCUUCUUAUCCAGCACUGUUCAUAACUAAACAAUGGUAUUUGGUCGACGGUAACACCGUACAAAAGGAAGCGGAUUUGUCGCUGAUGAAUGAAGAUCGGAGCAUCUCUACCGCGGAAGUCACUGACAGCCCAACUGGAGGCGUCGGCGGUAUUCCAGACCUCGGUACAGCGCUUAAGCUCGUCCAGCAACUUCUCGCCGUGAUUCUUAAAAUUCUCCUCAACGCUGUACAAGGAGCUGGUGGACUUGUGGGUGGUGCUGCCGGAGCUACAUAA
Messenger RNA from Necator americanus (New World hookworm), 405 nucleotides. RefSeq lists its product as uncharacterized. NCBI's taxonomy places the organism in Eukaryota, Metazoa, Nematoda, Chromadorea, Rhabditida, Ancylostomatidae. Bases 1 to 405 code for a protein of 134 amino acids. The transcript is spliced from 6 exons. The record is from RefSeq and is a predicted model, not a curated record.